Messenger RNA from Cottoperca gobio, 4010 nucleotides. RefSeq names its product equilibrative nucleoside transporter 2-like. The coding region runs from base 247 to 1644 and encodes 465 amino acids. The record is from RefSeq and is a predicted model, not a curated record. NCBI's taxonomy places the organism in Eukaryota, Metazoa, Chordata, Actinopteri, Perciformes, Bovichtidae. The transcript is spliced from 13 exons. Gene Ontology annotation, biological process: thymine transport; hypoxanthine transport; guanine transport. Gene Ontology annotation, molecular function: nucleoside transmembrane transporter activity. Gene Ontology annotation, cellular component: plasma membrane; basolateral plasma membrane.
UCAAGCUAUGACGAUGGACGCAACGUAAAAAACAAAUCACCACCAAGCUGCUCUAUAAACUAUCGUAGCCAUUUGUAUAUUUCGCCACGUGUAUGGGCGACGAAUACAUAUAGCUAUUCAUUUGUUUACUAGUGAAUCAUUUUGGACCAUUUGGAUAUCACAAGUGAUUGAAUUUACCGUGGAAACAUGAAAAUACAAUAAUAAGACCAACGUUUUCCAAGUUUCACCAGAACUUCCUACAUCAGAAUGAAGGAACAGACAGAUGCUCCUCCAGACCGGGGCUGCCUGGUCGGGAUCUGUUUCUUCAUUCUGGGCCUGGGAACGUUGCUACCAUGGAACUUCUUCAUGACUGCUUCAUUGUAUUUCCAACGUCGCCUCAACACGACAGAAUGGAGCAACGGCACAGUGGUGGUCCACCAAGAGUACUACUUCAACAACUGGAUGACCCUGCUGUCCCAGCUGCCCCUGCUGCUGUUCACCCUGCUCAACUCCUUCCUCUACCAGAGAAUAUCGGAGGCCAUGCGCAUCGCAGGUAGCCUGGUUUUUAUCCUGCUGCUCUUCAUCUUCACAGCAGUGCUGGUCAAAGUGCCCAUGGCGGGAGACCACUUCUUCUCUGUCACCAUGGCUACUAUCUGGUUCAUCAACUCCUUUGGUGCCGUGCUGCAGGGCAGUCUGUUCGGCCUGGUGGGUCUGCUGCCUCAGAAGUACAGCACCGUCUUCAUGAGCGGCCAGGGCCUCGCCGGGACCUUCGCUGCCAUCGCCAUGCUGCUCGCCAUAGCCAGCGACGCAGAAUAUGAGACGGCAGCGUUGGGUUACUUCAUCACGCCGUGUGUGGGGACGCUGGUCACGCUCUGCAGCUACGUGCUGCUGCCCCGCCUGGAGUUUGCUCGGCAUUAUCUGAACAAAAGCAUCAAGUAUGAGGCAGACACCACGGACGAGUUGCUGAAAGAGAGCAGCACAGUGGAGAACGGGAAGGUGAAUGGCCAUGCUAACGGCACAGUGACCAGCAGCACAACCAAUGGUGACAGUGCAGCUGAGGCUGAAGGGGACCCCGGUACAGACGGGCCGAAGCACGCCUUCCUGUCGCUGGAGCAGGUCCAGAAAGUGCAAGCUAAGGCCUCGGUCAUAGAAGUCUUCAAAAAGAUCUGGGUGAUGGCGUUCUGCGUGACGUUUGUCUUCACGGUCACGCUGUCCGUCUUCCCUGCUGUCACUGCAGAUGUCAGGACCUCAUUCCCAGGAAAAUGGGAGCGCUUCUUUAUCUCGGUGUGCUGCUUCUUAAUUUUCAACAUCCACGACUGGUUUGGUCGCACCAUCACCACCUUGAUACGUUGGCCUCGCAAGGAGUCUCGUCUGUUCCCGCUGCUCGUUGUCUCCAGGGUGGUGUUCGUCCCUCUGCUGAUGCUCUGUAACGUCCAGAAUCGCUCCUUCCUUCCCGUCUACUUCGGCCACGAUGCUGCUUUCGCGACCAUCAUGGCUCUCUUCUCUCUGUCCAGUGGCUACUUCGUCUGCCUUUCCAUGUCCUACGCACCACAGUUGGUGGAGCCGAAGGACGCGGAGACAGCCGGAGCCCUGAUGACCUUCUUCUUAGCCCUGGGUCUGUCCAUAGGAGCGGCCCUGUCCUUCCCUCUCCGAGCUCUGAUUUAGUCACACACGCAUACAGCACUGCAUAGACACUGUAGAAUAUUUUGACUGGAGGAGGAAAUAGGAUUUUUUUUUUUGCCCCUCCUGGACGACCUUGUUUUUUCCCAUUCAUCCGUCAGAUGCUGUGUGUUUCUGUUACGGCAUGACCGCCUUGACAACCAUGCACUCUGGGAUGAAGUGGCUUUGGUCAUGAAAGACUGACCAGGUUCCCUUUUCAAAGUAGGAAUAAGGGAAAUACAGUACGUUACUGCUGGUUAUGUUACCUGCUGCUUACUCGAAUACAAAGGUUGGGAAGUUUUCCUCUCCGUGCAGCUCUCAUUGGACUGACUUUUGUUUGGCUUUUUAUGUUGACUGUUUCUACAUUGUUAGAUGUAUUUAUGUUUAAUUUAGGUUAGUAGUUGUUUAUUUGAUUGAUUGUUAGGUUUAUUACAUUAUGUAUUUCUGAUGUAUUUUUCUUCCUAGGAUUACUUUUGUAUUUUUGAAUACAAUAGCUCUGUUAUAUGAGUAGAACAAACCAAGAAAUAUUUGUAAUAUUGUUCUGUAAAUUUGCAAUGGAAGGUUGAUGUUCUGCCUCAUGGGCAUGUAUGGAUUACUGAACGGGGCCGACUGGGCACAGGCUCAGGGGCCCAAGCAAAAGAGACGCAAAUAGACACAAAAUGUUUGUGGUUGUUUUGUGUCUCUUUCAGUCUGGGGGUUCUGCUUCUUUUUAAAAAUGAUCGGGGGGCCUUUAACAUGUCUUUCCCCAGGAGUCUGUUGUUUUAUUAUUCGUCCAUGCUCAUGGGACAAUUCCUGUUUUAUUUCACCUCCCUGUCUGCUCUCCAGUGCAGCAAUGCAAAGCUGCAGCAUCUCCAGCAUCUUAGCUACUACUGCCAUCUACUGGUCAAAAGACUUCAGCCCUUCAGAACUUCAAUUCCUUUGCUGAAAAAGCUCAGCGUUUUUAGGUUAUUACUGACAGGAAAUGGAGUUUACAGCACUCAAGGACGUUUUUCGUGCCAGAUUUUAGGUUAACAGGUUAAAUGAGUAUAUCCACACUCCUGUCAUGUCCCCGAGCUGCCGCCGACACCACGAUGCACCUCUUGGCUAAAAACAAAAAGUAGGUUUACUUUCAGUUACUGUAACUUCUCUUGAGAACACCUGGCAGCUGCUGUCUCGUUACUAAAUGUAGUGAUGCUGCAGUUCAUGUGGAAAUUAGAAUAUUUGUAUUGUACAGAUAUUGUAGUCAAAUAGUAUAGGUUUCUUUUUAGACAUUGCUACCAAUGUGCCAUGCUCCAAGUAAAUCCGUUCACUAUUGUUCAGAUUAUCUUUCUCAUUGUAGUGCAGAAAAUAUCUUCACAUGUAUAGGAAUUAGUUAUUGGUGUAGAUUUGUUUACGUUUAUGAUCAGAUUCACAGUCUAUAUAGAAUGAACUUUUAUUUUUUGCUUAAGUGCCCAAUAAGCAUUCAUUUAUUAUUCAUGAUUUGUAUUUACUGAAUCUGUAAAGGAAGAGAUUCAUGAGUGUGAGUUUACUGUAUGAGGUGAAUCAUGUACAGGCUGCUGCUUCAAAUGGUACCAAUGAAGGGAGCAAUAAUAUAAUUAAUAGGACCAUGUUAUUUUUAAAACUUGACUUGAUUUGUGCUGCAUUCACGUCCAAGUGGGAAUUUACGACCCAAACUGAACAAACGUGCAUUUAUAUAUAAGUUAAUGGUCUACAGUUAAAUAUGGCAAUGUGUUGACGAUUAAACCUCAACCACAUAAAUUCAGUAGGAAGAUGAAAUGAACCAUAUUUCCAACAGAAUGUCAAUACAGCUUGAGUGUUUGGGAUGAGGAACUCGGGCCUUGUUGCUGCAAUUUUACACCGUGUUCCCAAUAGAAGAAUUCAAACUCCGUUAUUGUUUAAUAGAAUUAUUUUUUUUUUUUUACUUCUAAACUUGAAGAAUGUAGUUCUCUGGAAGAUAUUCUAAUAAUAUGUUACAGUCAUAAUUGGCCUUAAUAAUAAUGAAACCCAGUUUUAAAAUGUGCAUGUUGUGUUCACAUCAUGUAAAUACUGCUGUCUGCCUCCUGGUAAUUACUCUGCUGCUAAAUGCAGAUGUGUCAACAUGGAGCACAGAACAGCUGGAAAUCCUUCAACAAAAAACUCCUCUUUGGUCGAUGCAUUGAAAGCAACACGUCACACUAUUGUUUUCUCUGAUACGGUGCAACCGCAUCAUUAAUACUUAAUGUGAUCCAUUAUGUGCAGUUCACUUGUGCGCCAUACAAACAGAUGCCGGCAGACACACACACAGGAUCUUGAUUGAACUACCAGAUGAUGUGAGUUAGAGUAAAGGGAAUUAAUGCAUGUGCAUAAUGUUUAUUUAGAGAUUUGACUGUCAAUAAAUGGAUGCUUUCAACUAG